AUGAGUCCCACCGCCACCGCAGUUUUCUUCGCCCUAGUGGUCGCGAUGCUUUGCUUAACACAAAUGAUAGACUGCGGGGUAAUAGAUAGAGAGCCCCGAGCCUACAAGCAGUACAACACCGAUCCAGCACCUGUGAAGCGACCGUUCUGCAAUGCCUUCACAGGCUGCGGCAAAAAGCGUUCGGUGGUAUCCGUGACGCCGAUUGCCCUAAUGCAUCGACAUCAAACAACAUCGGAACAGAACCGAGCAAAGGUAACCGAAGGAUUUGACCCGAACGAGGACAAUUUGGCCAAUCUGAUCGACUUGAACACCGAACCAGCCGUCGAGGAUCUGAUGAGGCAGAUUAUGUCGGAAGCAAAACUUUGGGAAGCCAUCCAGGAAGCCAACCGGGAAAUAUUGCUCCAGAAACAGAAUCACAAUUCGGAUCCAAACUCAUUUCCGCUUUCAUUCAGCACGCAAUAA
Sabethes cyaneus is the source of this 462-nucleotide messenger RNA. RefSeq names its product cardioactive peptide (gene CCAP). The transcript is spliced from 2 exons. Bases 1 to 462 code for a protein of 153 amino acids. The record is from RefSeq and is a predicted model, not a curated record. NCBI's taxonomy places the organism in Eukaryota, Metazoa, Arthropoda, Insecta, Diptera, Culicidae.